GGCCACGCCCCCUCGGGAGGUGGGUGUCCGCCGCGUAUCGAGGCCGCUCUUGUCGCUGAGUGAGGGAAGGAGGGAAGGAGAGAUUCCGAAAGAGAGAGAGAGAGAGACAGGGAGUGUGUGAGAGGAGAGCCGACACCAUGUGCGGAAUCUUUGCAUACCUGAAUUACCAUGUACCCAGGACCAGGAGGGAGAUUCUGGAAACGCUCAUCAAGGGACUUCAGCGUCUCGAAUACAGAGGAUAUGAUUCUGCUGGUGUUGGAAUUGAUGGUGGAAAUGAGAAGAACUGGGAGAAAAAUGCACGUCAGAUCCACCUGAUCAAGAAGAGUGGCAAGGUCAAAGCCCUGGAGGAUGAAAUUGAAAAGCAAGAUUCCAUUGAUUUUGACAUUGAUUUUGAAGUGCAUCUUGGCAUUGCGCACACACGAUGGGCAACUCACGGUGUUCCGAGCUCAGUCAACAGUCAUCCACAAAGGUCUGACAAGAACAAUGAGUUUGUUGUCAUCCACAAUGGCAUCAUUACAAACUACAAGGACCUGAAGAAAUUCCUGGAAAGUAAAGGUUACGAAUUUGAAUCCGACACUGACACAGAAUCUAUUGCAAAGCUGGUCAAAUACAUGUAUGACAACCGUGAGAGUGACGACAUCAGCUUUGCCACCCUCGUGGAGAGGGUCAUUCAGCAACUGGAAGGUGCAUUUGCUCUGGUCUUGAAGAGUAUCCAUUAUCCAGGUGAAGCAGUUGGUACUAGACGGGGAGGCCCUCUCCUGAUAGGCGUGCGAAGUGAGCAUAGAUUAUCCACUGACCACAUCCCUGUGCUAUACCGAUCAGCUGAUUUUAAGAAGGAUGGACUAUCAAUGGAAUCAGAAAACAAAAGUUUAGGUAAGGACAAGAAGGGAAACUGCAGCCUUCCUCGUACUGACAGCACCACCUGCUUGUUCCCAGUAGAGGAGAAAGCCGUUGAGUACUACUUUGCAUCAGAUGCCAGCGCUGUGAUUGAGCACACUAACCGAGUGAUCUUUCUGGAGGAUGAUGAUGUGGCAGCCGUGGUAGACGGACACCUCUCUAUCCACAGGAUUAAGCGCAGAGCCGGCGAUCACCCAGCCCGUGCCAUCCAGACUCUGCAGCUGGAGCUGCAGCAAAUCAUGAAAGGCAAUUUCAGCUCCUUUAUGCAGAAGGAAAUCUUUGAGCAACCCGAGUCUGUUCUGAACACCAUGAGAGGAAGAGUCAAUUUUGACGACUAUACAGUGAUUCUCGGUGGUUUACAGGAUCAUAUCAAGGAGAUUCUGAGGUGCCGACGUUUAAUCCUCAUCGCUUGUGGGACAAGUUUUCAUGCUGGUGUUGCUACUCGACAGGUGCUGGAAGAGCUUACAGAACUACCCGUCAUGGUUGAACUUGCCAGUGAUUUUUUGGACCGAAACACCCCAGUCUUCAGAGAUGAUGUCUGCUUCUUCCUCAGCCAGUCAGGGGAAACAGCUGACACUCUGAUGGCGCUGAGGUACUGCAAGGAGAGGGGGGCCCUGACUGUGGGCAUUACAAACACAGUUGGUAGUUCCAUCUCUCGUGAAACAGACUGCGGUGUCCACAUCAAUGCAGGACCAGAAAUUGGAGUUGCCAGCACAAAGGCAUACACCAGCCAGUUUGUUUCUCUCGUGAUGUUUGCACUCCUGAUGUGUGAAGAUAGAAUUUCCAUGCAGGAGAGGCGAAAGGAAAUAAUACGAGGUUUGAAGGCAUUACCAGACCUCAUUAAAGAAAUCUUAACUCUGGAUGAAGAGAUACAGAAUUUGGCAAGAGAACUGUACCAACAGAAAUCAGUUCUCAUCAUGGGCCGUGGUUAUCACUAUGCCACUUGCCUGGAGGGGGCGCUGAAAAUCAAAGAGAUCACGUACAUGCAUUCUGAGGGUAUCCUGGCCGGUGAGCUGAAACACGGUCCCCUGGCCCUGGUCGACAAGCUGAUGCCAGUUAUCAUGGUGAUCAUGAGGGACCACACAUAUACCAAGUGCCAAAACGCUCUGCAGCAAGUGGUCGCACGGCAGGGCCGUCCGGUAGUGAUUUGUGACAGGGAUGAUUACGAGACUAUCAAGAGUGUAAACCGGGUAAUUAAAGUGCCUCACAGUGUGGACUGCCUGCAGGGGAUCCUCAGUGUCAUCCCACUCCAGCUUCUUUCCUUCCACCUGGCUGUUCUACGAGGAUUUGAUGUUGACUGCCCCCGAAACCUGGCUAAAUCAGUGACCGUGGAGUGACAUGACGUACAGAAUCCACAGGAAAGACAGAGGGCCAAUGUUUAUUUUUUAACCUGAAAAAUCUUAACUUUUUUUAUAUUUUAGAAAGUUUGUAAACCCACUGGGAUAGUCUUUGUAUUUUACUUUUUAGAGUAGUGCAACUUAUAUGGGGCAGUUCUACACAUGUGCACCUGUGCAGUUCUGAAUCAUUAGAAAAGGAAAUAGAAGGCAAGAUCGCUCCGCGGUGGGCUGUUACCUUAAUUUUUUUGUUUUUGGUUUUGUCUAUGUUCAGUGUUUCUUCUGUAUAGGUUGAAUCUCAAAGCAGGGUUUCAGCUGUUUCUCCCCAUUUCCAUUCCAAAUCAUGUUAAUUUUGGCAUAGAGAAGGAAUAAAGGCUCGUGAGCAUAGUGCACUGAUCUCUCUGUUAGUAAUAUCAGUCACUUUUUUUUUGGACCAAUAAAUGACUGAUCAAGUCUGUGAUUUGGGAACACUGUAAUCUGGAGUGGAGCGAAAGGGGUUCUGCUGGCAUGACAGAAACCGUACCCUGUGCCCGUUUUUGAGCGGAAAUAUAACACAGAAAGAGAGCCGGAAACUAGAUUUUGCGAUUUGUUGUGUUGAAAGUUACACCACAUGGGCAAGAGCUGGAGGAGGCACACCAGUUACUUCACCCACAGGAUAUGUUGCUACACUCUGUUUCCAAAAGUCUGAAAGUUCUAACUUGUUUCACUCUCACCUGCUGUCAGGCAUGCCGCCCUCCUGCAAUCUGUGCUCCGAUUUAACAAACAAAAUUCAUGUUCAAAGCAUCAAAUUUCUUUUUUCGCCUGGUCAGAUCAUGUGAUGUGUCCAUGGUUAUUGGCUUAUUGUGAGCAGUUGUUGGGAGUUGACUCAGUAAUUCUCAUUGUAAAUAGCAAAUUCACGAUACUGUAAAAUGACUCCUGAAACAGUGCAAGUCAGAGAUUGCUGAGUUUCCUGUAAUUAAUCCAAAUCUGUUUCAGUAGGAAUGGCAUUAGCAGUUGAUGAAGAACAAAAGCAGCUCACUUAAGUUGCACUUUAUCUUCACAUUCCUCCACUCCACCCCAAAAUAUCUUCACUUCCAAAAUGGGGAAAGAAACACGAAACCUCUUAAAACUGACAAAUGAUAGUUUGAACGUGAGCUGAAGCCCUGCUGUAUGUAUGAUUUGUUAUUUAUGUUGGCUUAAUACUUUAUACUGUGACUUUUAGUUUCCUUGGUCCUUGCAUGAUGUUGAAGGUUGUGGCACAAAAGGAUAUCCAUGGAUUUCCUUUCGAAAUGUGAAUCAGAAAAGCAAAAUCAAAAUACAAGAAAUUAGAUGAAAAAAAAUCCUUGAAAAUCAUUUCACAGAAGAAGGUGACUUUGCUCAUUCGAGGAUACUGCUCCUUAACUCCUGACGAAAGCAGCAGGUGAAUGUGAACUGGCGAGUUGGUAUUAGUCAUGGGCAGGCAUGUCACUGUCUGGCACGAACAGUAUCAAAGCAGUAUGCAUGUGGUGCAUGAAGAAGUAGAAUUUCAGCCUUCUCAGCAUAAAUUAAUUGGACAUGCUGCAGUCUGCAGGAGAGUAACACUCCUGCCUUCCCGUGGAUCCUGUCACUCCACACGAGUGUAAAACUCCAAAUGUGGACAAAUUGAAGGAAAACUUGCAUGCAGUCAUGAAGGCUGUUCCUUUCUGCAAAUAUUUAGAUGCACUGAGUCGCACUACAUAAGGUCUUUCAACUGCUGAGUUGUAAAUCAGUUUAAGACCUACUUUUGCUAACUAUGCAGCACAUCUAAACAGAGAGUGGUGGAACUGGUCUGGAACACCACAGAGUGUUUUUAUCCUGUCUGCGUUCAGAAAAUUUGAACAAAAUUGUCAGAUAUCGAAGGUUUUUUCUCUACGCCUUAUCACCCCCCUCCCCAACUCCACCCUGUACCUUGAUGUAGCUGUCUGCCAAGGUUUUUAUUCAUCUCGUGUUAAGAUUGAAAGUUGAUUCCAGCUUCAUUGUAAUGCAAUGUAUCUGGAAGUAUACUCUUAGAGAAUUUUAAUAACUGGAGUAUUUAAAGAUGAAAUAAAUUUUGCUGAGCUCGCCAAUGUCGAGUGUUGCUGUUAAACCUAACUGUGCACAUAAUUGAGUUUGUCAGCUUCUCUCUCGCCACAUUUAAUGCUUUCCAGCAGCUAACUAGAAGCACUCUGGGGAAUGACACACCUUCAAGAGCUCUCAACCCAGUGAAUUUCUACUCCAUUUCUGAAUAAUGCAGGCAUAGUGGAGCCCAGUCAAGGGGCAAAACUCCACAAUGUCUCACAGAAAGGUUCAAGAUGAGUACCAUUCGGAGCAGCAAGACACUGUGUGCCUGUCGAAGCUAUCCCCAGCUAAUGCUAAAGACAAUGAAGAUCAGCUGGCGCUGGUAAGUUCGAUAGGCUUCCCUUUUGAAAUGUCACUGAAGGGCAUGAUUGGAACUUGCAUACGAUAUAGGAGCAGAAUGACACCAUUUGCCCCAUCAAGUUUGCUGUGGCAUUUGAUCAUGGCUGAUAUGAUUCUCAAACUCUUUCUUCUGCCUUCUCCCUGUGACCCUUGAUCCAUUUACCAAUCAGGAAUCUAUCUAUCUCUGUCUUAAAUAAACUCAGUGACUUGACCUCUAUCGCCCUCUGUGGCAUUGAGUUACACAGAUUCACCACCUUCUGGCUGAAGAUAUUUCUCGUCAUCUCACUUCUAAAGAGGCGUUCCUUCACUCUGAGGCUGUGCCCUCAUGUCCUAGUGUUUCCUACUACUGGAAACAUCUUUUCCGCGUCCAUCCAUUCCAGGCCCCUCAGCAUUCUAUAAAUUUCAGUGUGAUCUCCCUCAUCCUUCCAAACUCCAUCCAGUGCUGACCCAGAGACCUCAACCGCUUGUCAUAUGGCAAGCCCUUCUUCCCUGGGAUCAUUCUUACAAAUCUCCCCUGGACACUCUCAAAGGCCAGCAUAUCCUUCCUUAGAUAUGCAUCCCAAAACUGCUUCCUGUAUUCCAGAUGUGGUAUGACCAGAGCCUUAUACAGCCUCAACAGUUCAUGCCUGUUCUUACAUCUAACCCUGUCAAAACGUAUGGGAGCAUUAGAUUUGCCUUCUUAAUUGCCACCUAAACCAGCACAUUAACCUUAAGAGAACCCUGAAAUAGGACUCCCAAGUCCUUUUGUGCUUCAGAUUUCCAAAGCUUUUCUCUGUUUAGAAAACAGCCUGUGCUACUAUUCUUCCCACCCAAGUGCAUAAUGUAACACUUUCCACAUUGUUUUCCAUCUGCCACUUAAUUGCAUACUCUCCUAACCUGUUGAAUUCCUUCUGCAGCCUCCUGCCUCCUCAACACUACCUUCCAUCUCUCUUUGUGUCAUCUGCAAACUGAGCAACAAUGCUCUCAGUUCCUUUGUAAGAUCGUUCAUAAAUGACGUGAGCUUUCUCCAUAGGAAAAGAUGAGUGAUUAAACCAAUAGAAUAAUACAUGUGUUGCAAUCUGGGAACAAGACCAAAAACAUUUCAAAUACUCAGCAUUGCUGAGCUUCUGUGAUCACAAGUCAUCAACCUGUACCACCAGUGCCAUUUAGUACUUUAAAAGCUGUGAGACCUGCUGAGCAUUUCCAGUAUCUUCUGUUCCAGUUGGAACAAAACAUAAGCUGUACCGUUUCUGGUGUUCCUCUUCCUAUAAGUUGGUCCCUUUGGGUCAGACAAGAUUUUGGACAUUGCCUUUCUGUGUUCAAGUUAAAAUGUGGGUGCAAGCUUUAGGGACAGGCCAGUACCUGCAUGACUGUCCUAGUGGUAAAGGGCUUCGCAUCAGCUCCAGGGAGUUAGCAAAUUGCUGAAUCACACUGAAUGCUACAAUUCGUCACUCUUGAAUUGCUGCAUUCGUUCCCAGACUGCCUCCUGCUGUACAGUAGUGGAGUCAGGCCACUGUGGUGUCCAGUCCAAGUGUAUUUUUGAGGUUUGCUGUGAGGUGUAAUGUCACCGGAAACUGGACUUCAGUUUAAUGACUGUCGGAAUGAUGGAGAAUUGCAUCAUGUGAUGUUUGGGCUUGAGGGAAGAGUGGAGUGAGCUGUAACUUUCUGUGACAGCAAUGUGCCGAAAUGUUGCAGAAAACAUAAGGAAUAUCUUGAACAGCCCAGCAGUUUAGGGAUGAAAUUUUAUUUCUGUUCCUGUUGUUCGAAAUAUUUUUCUCUCAAUGGAGUAACUUGAUGCAAAAACACUAAGUGAGUGCAAUUAUUUGGCGUUGUGCGUGAUGUGUAUCCAAAAGCACUUUUGGACAGGGGUAGCCAUUUUCAGCAAUCAUUUGUGAAGGUGUUGAAUCUUCCUGGGCUGGGCUUUGGACUCCUAACACUGAAUGUUUCACAUCACUGCUCAUUUCCCUAUGUCACUGGGAAGACUGCUGCUUGUACUCUUAGGCAGAAGUUAUACUCCCACCUGGCAUGGCCGAGAAAGUCUGAAAUCGAGCAGUCUUCAGGCUACAGCACCAUCCUGAAUAUGUUGCAGCACUGCCCAUUUAAGCUGCUGCAGCAAUUCUGCAUUGUGUACUAGGUUGGUUGAGCUUCGCGCAACCCUGUCAGAAAGUGCACUGGCUGGUCUUGUGGCCAUCUGAAACAGUCAGGCUUGCUUUUAAUGGUGCCUUCUGCUUGUGGAACCAGCCACUACAGUGAUGUUCGAGAUUCGCUCACUCCUCAACCCCAACCCCACCCUGCAAUGUCUGUUGGUGAAGUGCAAAAUGCAUAAAGACUGAAAGCAUGAAAGGACAAUGAAACUCUGACCACAAUUGGCAGAGUGAGCCAUUGCUUCAGAAAAACACUCACUCAGCUUCAUGAAUCGACAGCUCUGAAGAUUUGCAAUGCGUGUGCACACACAAAAAAAGAGAAAUCAUCAAAAAGCCUUUUGUCAGCUCAGUUUGCACAGCAGUUAGUUCAACUUACUGAGUGAGACAAAGUCCCACUUUGCAAUGUACAGUCGCCAAGAAACCCACGCAAACAGGCCAAAAACAUUAUCCCAGGUGGAUUGUGGUUGUAGAGUGACUUUGAUAAUCCCAUUCCUAUUUUCAGACAUUUCUGCCUCCGCAACAUUAAUAGGAAGAAACCAGAGGAAAUGUUUCUUGUGCACAGAGAGCGAGGCUGAUUGCUCCUCUUGUACUUUGCUGGUCCAAUGGAUACUGGCAAAGCAGUUCUCUCUGUUUCUAAAUGUGGCAUUUCCUGCACCAACAGUGAGUUGUGGAUCGAUUCAGGUCCUGAAAGUGAGGACUGUGGGGAUUUUCUGUAAAAUCUGCUGCUCUAUGUGUGCAGCUUGUGUGGCAGGUGCACGGAUGUCUGCCUGUUGCUGCAGCAUUGGUGGUUCAUGUAUUUCACCACCAAGUCCACUUUGCAACACUUAGGAAUGCAACAUAGCUGAUUGCCUUUGAUGUGUAAAUGAGGUGAAUGUAAAAGCAACAGCCUCUCCAUUUUCCAGAUCCCUGUGGGGAAACAUGCUGGAUGAGCACAUAUUGGUUUCGUGACUCCAGUCCACAUCUUGCAAUCGGUAUCCUGUUCAGACUGAUGAGAUAAAGCAAUGCAACAACAUGUGCACAGUUUUUGACUUGUAAGUUACAUAGGCCAUUCUGCUGCUGUGGUGGGGGUUGAGGGGAUAGUCACCGAAUGGGUUGAUAUUUGUCUGUACAGCAUUUUCAUGUCGAUGACUGUUAAAUGUUCUUUACAUGGAUUUUGAAAUGGGAUGGUAGCUAAUUGUGUUAUGUGUUGAGGAUGAUUGCAAAAAUGUAUACAAUGUUCAUUCCUUGCUCUUUACAUUGCGCAUUGAAAAAAGACUUGAAAUCAUCAGCACAAAUACAGCCAUUGCACACAAUACAGAUUUCCAUCAGGAACACUAAACUGGCAUGCACGAGAGACCACUUGGUGUGAUGAACAGUGAUGCCAGUGUACUUGGAGGUGCAAUUCUCAGCUCGGGCCUGUAGAGACAGAAUAGAAGGAGCUUUUCUCUGCAUAUGGUUGUGCUGUAACUCACCUGUGAACAUUUGACACUGGGUGCCUGGAUUAGAAUGUGCACUGCUCAGCACUAUGAGCAUUCCUCACCCUGAUGAGCUGAAAAUGUUACAUGAAGUCAUCUCAUUAAACUCCUGUGGCGGCGGCUUCAACUGUGACCUGGACCGGACUGAAGAAGAUGUUCGGCUAACUGAAAUGUCUGUUGUGAAAUUGCUGCACAGUGCAUUGACUGGAAUAAAAUCUAUUAAUUGUGCUGUGAA
Messenger RNA from Rhincodon typus (whale shark), 8437 nucleotides. RefSeq names its product glutamine--fructose-6-phosphate aminotransferase [isomerizing] 1. Gene Ontology annotation, molecular function: L-glutamine:D-fructose-6-phosphate transaminase (isomerizing) activity; carbohydrate derivative binding. The transcript has 20 exons. Gene Ontology annotation, biological process: protein N-linked glycosylation; carbohydrate derivative biosynthetic process; UDP-N-acetylglucosamine metabolic process. NCBI's taxonomy places the organism in Eukaryota, Metazoa, Chordata, Chondrichthyes, Orectolobiformes, Rhincodontidae. The record is from RefSeq and is a predicted model, not a curated record. The coding region runs from base 138 to 2234 and encodes 698 amino acids.